Bufo gargarizans (Asiatic toad) is the source of this 2254-nucleotide messenger RNA. RefSeq names its product solute carrier family 16 member 5 (gene SLC16A5). The record is from RefSeq and is a predicted model, not a curated record. The coding region runs from base 512 to 1867 and encodes 451 amino acids. The transcript has 6 exons. Gene Ontology annotation, molecular function: monocarboxylic acid transmembrane transporter activity. NCBI's taxonomy places the organism in Eukaryota, Metazoa, Chordata, Amphibia, Anura, Bufonidae. Gene Ontology annotation, biological process: transmembrane transport; monocarboxylic acid transport.
GCCUCUUUCUACACUUUCCCCUCAUGCCUCCUCCUCUUUCCUACUUAUGACUCCCUGCUAAAUUUUGUCUCUCUUCCAGAGAUCUGCAUCCUGCGCUGCUGACCCGCGGGACAGAGUCAAAAACAGAACCUACUGAGAGGGGUAAAGAGGGCAGAUGAGAAGCUCAGAGGACAAGAAGUAAAAUGGGACCCUAUCCCAUAUAAAUUUUGAUUGCAGUGUGUGAGAGGUGAUGCCCUGCCCUAUAACCCACAUAACCUAUGAUAUGGGUGAGCUGUGCAGAUGCUGUGUCACCGUUACCUGACGCCAGGUGUCCAUGGGAUUCAGGUGAAAGGGGGAGGAAACGUUGGGCCAGGCACCGCAGGUGUGUCCUGCUGAGGGAGGAGAACAGCCAUGACAAAUUACACCGGUAACACAGAAGAAGAAAGCUUCAGACCUAGCUGCAUAGCUACAGGUGACCUGGGGAUGACACAACAGAUUACAACCUAAGGAGCCGCCUGUCAGGAGAGACAGAAUGGAGACCCCCGACGGGCCUUGGGCAUGGGGUGUGCUGGUUGCGGCAUUGCUAACCAAUGGAUUGACUCUCGGCUUUCCUUCCUGCAUUGGAGUUUUUUAUAAAGACCUCCAGAACUCCUUCCAGGUCUCCAACUCAGAGAUCUCCUGGUUCCCGUCUAUUAUCACGGCUGUGCUGCACGCCGGAGGUCCAUUAUGCAGCUUUAUAGUGGAGAAAUUUGGCUGCAGAGUGGCAGUGAUGGCCGGUGGUCUCCUGUGUGGGAUUGGGAUGGUCACCAGCUCCUUCUCUCAGACUAUAAUUCACCUGUACUUAAGCGCUGGAAUUAUCGGAGGCUUAGGACUAUGUUUCUCCUUCCAAGGAGCAAUCACGGUGCUUGGUUACUACUUUAUCAAGCGUCGGACUUUGGCCAAUUCUCUGGCCUCCACAGGAGCAUCAAUAGGCAUGGCUCUCUGGCCCAUCGCAUCCCAGCAUCUCUUGGAGUCAAUGGGUUGGAGAGGUUCCUUUAUGAUCUUUGGCGGCGUGUUGCUCAACUGUUGCGUAUGUGGUGCUAUCAUGAGGCCGGUGAAAGCUCCACCACCUGCCCCUAGUAAAGAUGGAGCCAACGGGGUCACAAAAGGCGUUGAAGAAUUGGAACAGGGUAAAGGUCUACAAAGAUACAUAGCUUUUGACCUACUGCUUCGGCACAGACGAUAUCAGAUUUAUACAAUAGGUGUCAGCGGGAUGGUUAUGGGCUUUGUCUUGCCUCUUUUCUACUUGGUACCGUACGCUACCAGCAAUGGCAUAGAUCACUCGACCGCUGCCCUCCUGCUCUCCCUCAUUGGCUUCAUCAAUAUAUUUACACGUCCACUGUCCGGACUGGUGUCCCAGCAGCGGAUAUUUUCUGGGAAGCUGAUUUACCUAUUUAGUGGGGCAGUAAUUGUGAAUGGACUUUGCAACCUGAUUUGUGCAUCUUCUGCCUCCUUCCCCGUCCUUAUUGUUUAUUGUGUCAUGUAUGGCAUCUCUAUGAGUGUCAUUGGAUCGCUUUUAUUCCAAGUGCUGAUGGAUAUAGUUGGCAUGAAGCGAUUUCCUGGAGCUUUUGGACUUUUUACCAUCAUGGAAAGUGUUACAAUCCUGUUGGGACCACCACUGGCAGGUCUGCUGGUAGAUAUCACUGGUGAAUAUAAGCUGGUUUUCUACUUCACCUGCCUUGCUGUGACCUUAUCUGGACUUUUUAUAUUUGUGGCAUCUUAUAUAGUCGACAAAAAAGAAAGAGAGACUAAAAAUAAUCUCUUUGCCCAAAAUGACACAUCCGGGACUACCGAGCACCCCAAUGUUAUUUAUCGCCCAGCGACAAAACAAGAGGAUUUUGUAAUAUGAGUGACCACUGAUAGGAUCCGCCGGGACAAUAUGGACAUUGACGUCUGUGAGGGUCAGACGUUUUCGUGAAAUCUAUGCACCGCACCUUAGCUCACAGGUCUACGAGGUGAUGUUCUUCUCUCAGGGAGUCAACAUGUUUGAUUUUACCAAAAUUAGACGUGGAGAACCAAACCUAUGCAACUGAAGGUCAAGAGGAAGAAGAAGGGUAUCAGGCGCCUGUAACGGAUACCAUAAAGUGCAAAUUUACACACAAGCAAAAAAAAUUUGUGGAGCUUUGCUCAAAAAAGUGUGGCCAGUUUUAGCUAAUGUUACAAAUUUUCACUACAACACAGUGUUAAACUGUUACUAUCCUAUAAAGAAAGUGCUGCAAAGUACUGUAAAUCUGAA